Messenger RNA from Miscanthus lutarioriparius, 861 nucleotides. The record is from the annotation of a GenBank genome assembly. NCBI's taxonomy places the organism in Eukaryota, Viridiplantae, Streptophyta, Magnoliopsida, Poales, Poaceae.
AUGUCGUCGCUGGGUGGUCAGCAGCAGCAGCACGGGCACGGCGAGACCAGGGCGCGGCUCAGGUGGACGCGCCAGCUGCACGACCGCUUCGUGCUCGCCGUGGCCCAGCUCGGCGGCGCAGACAAGGCGACACCCAAGUCCGUGCUGAGGGCGAUGGCCGUGCCGGGGCUCACGCUGUACCACCUCAAGAGCCACCUCCAGAAGUACCGGCUGGCGGUGAGCCGAGGCCUCGCCUCCCCGCUCGGCGACAACGGAGAUGGCACCAACGAGCUGUCGUCCUCCUCAGAGAGCCAGCCGGACGAGCACGAUGACGACACCGUCGCCGAGCCGCACGGUGAUUCUUCCAGGAGCAUGGCGCGGAUGCAGAGGGAGGUGCAGACGAAGCUGCAGGAGCAGAUCGAGGUGCAGCGGCACCUACAACUGAGGAUCGAGGCGCAGGGAAGGUACCUGCAGUCCGUGCUGCGCCGGGCGCAGGAGGUCCUCGCCGACGACCACAGCCUGUGCUCGCCGGCCGGCGCGGAGGCCGCCAAGGCAGAGCUCUCGGAGCUGGCCUCCGCGGUGGAGACCGGGUGCCUGUCCUCCUCCUCCUGCUGCUGCUCCCCGUCGCCGUCCCCGACGCGCCACCGCUCCGCCGACAGUUGCGUCACGUCCUCCGCCUCCUCGGAGGCCGAGAGCCAGGCCCCCGCCGCCGUCGCCAAGUGGCAGCUCCACACGUGCGCUGGUACUACGCGCGACUGCUCCGUCGAGCAGCCGCUGCUGCACGGCGAGUGUACAUUCCUGCAGAGGCACGAGGCAGAGGAAGCAGACGCUGGAGCAGAGGACGAGGACUGCACUUCAUCAGAGAUUGAUCUCAACAGGUAG